Molecule: messenger RNA, 1088 nt
Organism: Corticium candelabrum
Lineage: Eukaryota; Metazoa; Porifera; Homoscleromorpha; Homosclerophorida; Plakinidae
Product: collagen alpha-1(XVII) chain-like
Exons: 1
Coding region: 1-1074 (357 amino acids)
Biological process (GO): extracellular matrix organization
Molecular function (GO): extracellular matrix structural constituent conferring tensile strength
Source: RefSeq, a predicted model, not a curated record
AUGAGGAACAAAGACAAUAAAGAAAUAAGCUCGUCCUCAUUGCUUUCCAAUCAACAUGGAUCAACAUUCAAGUGCAACUGGAUCAUCAUCAUCAUCUUGUUCUCUUCUUUUCUUAUCAAUUUGAUGUUCACAGGAUUUGUGUGGUUGAAGCUCAACAGUCUACACACACAACAAGUUGCACAAUUGCAACAGAAAAUUGAUGAGCUGCAGAGAAAUGUAGCAGAAAUGCAAGACGAUCAAUCAUCAACAAGUCAGAUGACAAAAGACAUUAACAUUCUAUUGUCUUCACAGGAAAAACAAAGAAACACAAGAUCUGAAUCUUUAACAAAACAAUCACCAGUUAUAGAUGGAAUUGCAUCUGCAUUUGCAUUAGCAAUAAAACAGUUGUGUAAACCGUCAGGAGCUGUGUGCAUUGCUGGUCCAAAAGGAUCACCUGGACGAGACGGUAAAGGAGUUCCAGGGCUUCCCGGUGUCUGUGGAGCAAAAGGAUCAUCUGGAAAACAGGGUCCAAAGGGAGUAGGAGAGAAAGGAGAAAUGGGACACAAAGGUGAGAUGGGAAUGAAUGGAGAACGAGGAGAAAAGGGAGAUCAAGGAUCACCAGGUGCAGCAGGAAUACAAGGAGGAAAGGGAAGGAAAGGAGACAAAGGUGUAAAUAGUGACCUACUACUACCCAGUCCAUGUUACUCUCAUAAUCAUCGUGUUUUAAAUGAAACUUGGAGGAAAGUAUCACAACAUAGAGAUACAGUUGGUAGUCAUUGUGACUAUGAAGGUCACUCUUAUAACAAACACGGAUUUCAACCAGGAUGGAACAGGUUUAGCCCUACAAUCGGUGGAGCUAUGCUGGAGAGAUGUCCAUCUUUCCAACACUGUGGAACAGGUGGGCCAGGAUGGUUGAAAGGAUCACAUCCAAUUGUUAUUGGUCAGAAUGUGUCACAAACAGUGUGUUUUCACUAUGGCAAUAACUGUUGUAGAAAUCAGGUUACUGUUCAAAUCAUUAACUGUGGUUCUUAUUAUGUUUAUAACUUACCUAAUGCACCUGCUUGUCACUUGGGAUACUGUGGAAAGGCAGCAUGAAGUACACAUAGAUU